AGAGAGCAGCCGGGGCUGCGGAGCUGGAGCUGGAGUCACAGCCGGAGCCCGCGGCAGAGUCAGAAUCUGGGGUCGGGCUGGAGCGGGCUCCAUCGACAUGGGAUCCGCAGACUCCAAGCUGAACUUCCGGAAGGCGGUGAUCCAGCUGACCACCAAGACGCAGCCCGUGGAAGCCACCGACAAUGCUUUCUGGGACCAGUUCUGGGCAGACACAGCUACCUCGGUGCAGGAUGUCUUUGCGUUGGUGCCGGCAGCAGAGAUCCGGGCUGUGCGAGAAGAGUCACCCUCUAACCUGGCCACGCUGUGCUACAAGGCUGUGGAGAAGCUGGUGCAAGGAGCAGAGGGUGGCUGCCACUCUGAGAAGGAGAAACAGGUCGUCCUGAACUGCAGCCGGCUACUCACCCGAGUGCUACCUUACAUCUUCGAGGACCCCGACUGGAGGGGCUUCUUCUGGUCCACAGUGCCCGGGGCAGGGCAUGGAGGGCAGGGCGAGGAAGAGGAUGAGAACGCUCGUCCCUUGGCUGAGUCCUUGCUCCUGGCCAUUGCCGAUUUGCUCUUCUGCCCAGACUUCACUGUGCAGAACCACCGGAGAAACGACGUGGACUCAGCAGAAGAUGUCCAUUCCCUGGACAGCUGUGAAUAUAUCUGGGAGGCUGGUGUGGGCUUUGCUCAUUCCCCACAGCCCAACUACAUCCAUGACAUGAACCGGAUGGAGCUGCUGAAGUUACUGCUCACGUGCUUCUCAGAGGCCAUGUACCUGCCCCCAUCUCCAGAGAGUGGCAGCACCAACCCCUGGGUUCAGUUCUUUUGUUCCACGGAGAACAGACACGCGCUGCCCCUCUUCACUUCACUCCUCAACACCGUGUGUGCCUAUGACCCUGUGGGCUACGGGAUCCCCUACAACCACCUGCUCUUCUCGGACUACCGAGAGCCCCUGGUGGAGGAGGCUGCUCAGGUGCUUAUUGUCACCUUGGACCAUGACAGUGCCACCAGCACCAGCCCCACCGUGGAUGGCACCACCACGGGCACAGCUAUGGAUGAUGCUGAUCCUCCAGGGCCCGAGAACCUGUUUGUGAACUACCUGUCCCGAAUUCAUCGUGAGGAGGACUUCCAGUUCAUCCUCAAGGGGAUAGCUCGGCUGCUGUCCAAUCCCCUGCUCCAGACCUACCUUCCCAACUCCACCAAGAAGAUCCAGUUUCACCAGGAGUUGCUUGUUCUCUUCUGGAAACUCUGUGAUUUCAACAAGAAAUUCCUCUUCUUUGUACUGAAGAGCAGUGACGUGCUGGAUAUCCUGGUUCCUAUCCUCUAUUUUCUCAACGACGCCCGGGCAGAUCAAUCUCGGGUGGGCCUGAUGCACAUCGGGGUCUUCAUCCUGCUGCUCCUGAGUGGGGAGAGGAACUUUGGGGUACGGCUGAACAAGCCUUACUCAGUGCGCGUGCCCAUGGAUAUCCCGGUCUUCACAGGCACACAUGCAGAUUUGCUCAUUGUGGUAUUCCACAAAAUCAUCACCAGCGGUCAUCAGCGGUUGCAACCCCUCUUCGACUGCCUGCUCACCAUUGUAGUCAACGUGUCUCCCUACCUCAAGAGCCUGUCCAUGGUGACUGCCAACAAGCUCCUGCAUCUGCUCGAGGCCUUCUCGACCACCUGGUUCCUCUUCUCGGCGUCUCAGAACCACCACCUGGUCUUCUUCCUUCUGGAGGUCUUCAACAACAUUAUCCAGUACCAGUUUGAUGGCAAUUCUAACCUGGUCUAUGCCAUCAUCCGUAAACGUGCGGUCUUCCACCAGCUGGCCAACCUGCCCACUGACCCACCCUCCAUCCACAAGGCACUGCAGCGGCGGCGAAGGACACCGGAGCCCCUGUCCCGUACUGGUUCCCAGGAGGGAACUUCCAUGGAGGGAUCCCGCCCUGCUGCCCCUGCAGAACCAGGCACCCUUAAGACUAGCCUGGUGGCCACUCCAGGCAUCGACAAGCUGACAGAGAAAUCCCAGGUAUCAGAGGACGGUACCUUGCGGUCUCUAGAGCCCGAAUCCCAGCAAAGCUCAGCAGAAAACAGCCCAUCUGAUGGGGAGUCCAGCCAAACAUGGAGAGAGCAACGGAGAUUGUCCAAUGCAUCAGCCAGUGGCCAGUGGAGCCCAACAUCAGAUUGGAUCUUGUCCUGGAAGUCAAAGCUGCCGCUGCAGACCAUCAUGCGCCUGCUGCAGGUCCUGGUUCCCCAGGUGGAGAAAAUCUGCAUUGACAAGGGUCUGACGGAUGAGUCUGAGAUCCUGAGAUUCCUGCAGCACGGUACCCUAGUGGGGCUUCUGCCUGUGCCCCACCCCAUCCUUAUCCGCAAGUACCAGGCGAACUCGGGGACUGCCAUGUGGUUCCGUACCUACAUGUGGGGCGUUAUCUAUUUGAGGAAUGUGGACCCACCCAUCUGGUAUGACACUGACGUGAAGCUGUUUGAAAUCCAGCGGGUGUGAGGAUGUCGACUUGAGGGAAUAGGGUCGGAAGAGCUGGUUCUAGUCCCCAGUGCUCCCAAACCCAUUGUUCUGAGCUUAAAGAUUCAUUAUCAGGGUGUGGGGCGAGCAGAGUAGUUGGUCCUGAAAAGUGCCCCUCUGCCCUCCAGGCUGUUCUAGGAGCCUCUUGUCUCCUCCAGAGAUACAACCCCAUCAGAACCCCUGCCUACUCUGGCUCCUCCUCCAAGACCUGCUCUUGUGCUGCCUGCCCCCAGAAGCUGCCAGGUCACUGUGCCCUAAUGGGUUGUCUCAUAAAGGAGCCAUGUGCUGCCCCGUGAGGGCACCUAGUCAUGGUAAAGGGAGUUCUGGCUGCCUAGUCUGAGACUACUGUUCCAGGCAUUCCUUUUGCCAGCGCCCUGGCUAGGAAGAGUGACUCAGCCGCUAGUGAAGGAGGCUGGAGGCUGACGCUUGUGAAGCAGGACCGUGGAGUGUGCUUCAGGGGCUUGGAGUAGGGUAUUGAGAGUACCCUGUUACUGUCCGGGGUCGGGGGAAUCUGCCUGGCUGGCAGAGCCUGAAGGAUGUCGGUGUCCCUGCCUUAUCUGCGGCCUGGGUGGUGGGAGUGUGUAAUGAGCCCCAGCUCUGGCCUCCUGGUCGCCCUUGCCCUCCCUGUGUCAGUACAAUCUUUGCUCUGUACAAUCGGCCACUUUACACAAUAAAAUGUCCCUCCCA
This is a messenger RNA of Mus caroli (Ryukyu mouse), 3169 nucleotides long. RefSeq names its product HID1 domain containing (gene Hid1). The record is from RefSeq and is a predicted model, not a curated record. Gene Ontology annotation, cellular component: membrane; Golgi trans cisterna; Golgi medial cisterna. Lineage: Eukaryota; Metazoa; Chordata; Mammalia; Rodentia; Muridae.